Molecule: messenger RNA, 1276 nt
Organism: Mandrillus leucophaeus (drill)
Lineage: Eukaryota; Metazoa; Chordata; Mammalia; Primates; Cercopithecidae
Product: cytochrome b-c1 complex subunit 7
Exons: 4
Coding region: 8-493 (161 amino acids)
Biological process (GO): mitochondrial electron transport, ubiquinol to cytochrome c
Source: RefSeq, a predicted model, not a curated record
GGUCAAAAUGGCUGGCAAGCAGGCGGUUUCAGCAUCAGGCAAGUGGCUGGAUGGUAUUCGAAAAUGGUAUUACAAUGCUGCAGGAUUCAAUAAACUGGGGUUAUUGCGAGAUGAUACAAUAUAUGAGGAUGAAGACGUAAAAGAAGCCGUAAGAAGGCUUCCUGAGAACCUUUAUAAUGGCAGGAUGUUUCGAAUUAAGAGGGCACUGGACCUGAACCUGAAGCAUCAGAUCUUGCCUAAAGAGCAGUGGACCAAAUAUGAAGAGGUCAUUGUUGUUCUACCUCUGCACUCUGCUUCCUACUUAGAUGAAAAGAUCAGCCCAUUGAGUGGCCCUCCAGAUCCCAAGAAGAGCUUCUGUGAAGCAAACUCUCACCCCUUGAACUGCAUUGAAACUGGGCAAAGGCCUGUAGACACUCAUUUCUUUUUCUUCCCAAAAAGACUUCCCUCUCAUAACCUAUCAAAGCAACUUACCACAUUAUCACCACAGAUUUGACAUUUUAAAAAGCAGAUAGUUCUUAGGUUGAGAAUAUGUUUUCUAAAAUUGGAAAUUAAAAAGUAAUUUUUUUUUUUCUUGUUAUCGAAGACCUGUUGAGUGUUUGGGAUAUAUCAGUACGCGAUGGUAACAUAUAAUAUUUCAUUCAUUCUUUAGGAAAAUUUCUACCUUGAACCGUAUCUGAAAGAGGUUAUUCGGGAAAGAAAAGAAAGAGAAGAAUGGGCAAAGAAGUAAUCAUGUAGUUGAAGUCUGUGAAUGCAGCUGUUAUGAAGAUGGUUAUACUUGAAACAAACAAUUUUAAGAAUUAUUUGGUCUGCAGAUGUUUUACUUUAAAUAAAUGUCUAUUGUAAUGGCUGGAGUUUUUGAAUUCCAAACCUUACACUGAAUAACUACUGAAUCCAUUUACUGUUAAAUUUUUUUCCAAACUUUCAAGAUAUUUUUAGUCGUGUUUAACUGCUACCUGGAGCUCAGAGGCCACUUUAUCAGUUUUCCUCACUGGUUGGAUAGCCUAUCAGUUUAUGGAAGGAUAUAACUUCCAUAAGUUACAUCCUUUUGGAAGCUACUGAAUAAAAGAAGGGGGAGUGUACCCCCUAGUUUGCCAGGAUUGAGAAAUAGCCUCUUCACUGCUAUCCAAAUAGAUUUGAUUUUGCAUCCUAUCAUUUAAAAAUAAAUUAUGUAUUCACCCCAACAUAGGCAUGCUUAAGUAAUAUAUAUACUCCUGUGCUAACAUGUAUACUAGAAAAUAAAAAGUAGACAUUAGAAAAAUGGAAGUAUAAAUACAAA